Messenger RNA from Spodoptera frugiperda (fall armyworm), 678 nucleotides. It is a transcript of the gene Sf3b6, whose product is annotated as splicing factor 3B subunit 6. Gene Ontology annotation, molecular function: mRNA binding. The record is from RefSeq and is a predicted model, not a curated record. Bases 181 to 561 code for a protein of 126 amino acids. The transcript has 3 exons. Gene Ontology annotation, cellular component: cytoplasm; nucleus; ribonucleoprotein complex. NCBI's taxonomy places the organism in Eukaryota, Metazoa, Arthropoda, Insecta, Lepidoptera, Noctuidae.
UUGUAUAGUCUAUGGUUGGUUGUAUUUGUGUUUGUGUAACGGAGUGAUAGAUUAGGUUAUAUUUAAUAAAAUAUUUUGUAAAUUAGACAUAUACAACAAUAAAUAAUUGUCAACAAUAAUACACAGAAUAGACCAAUUUAAUUUAUCAAGUGUAACGCAAAUUAAUAACGCUUCUUGAAAAUGGCUUUAGCCCUCCAAAGACGAGCCAAUGUUCGCUUACCACCAGAAGUCAACCGAAUACUGUAUAUCAGGAAUUUGCCUUACAAAAUAUCAGCUGAAGAAAUGUAUGAUAUAUUUGGAAAAUAUGGAGCCAUACGACAGAUUCGUGUAGGUAAUACUCCUGAAACGAGAGGAACAGCAUUUGUGGUGUAUGAAGAUAUAUUUGAUGCUAAAAAUGCAUGUGAUCAUUUGUCAGGCUUUAAUGUCUGCAAUAGGUAUUUAGUAGUACUAUAUUACAGAUCUAACAAAGCAUUCAAAGGCAUGGAUAUUGAAAAGAAACAGGAGGAAAUAGAUGCAUUGAAAAAGAAAUAUGGGAUAUCCAGUGAUGAUCUUCGCAAAUAAACUAUUUUAAAUUAAAUUGCUUUUCCCUCAUCCUAGUAAAUUGAAAACCUGUAUAUAAACCAUUUGGUAUCUGCAGAAAAAUGUAGCAUUAUUGGUUUAGGUUUGAAGGAACAGCUA